CUCUGUCUCUGUCUGUCUCUGUCUGUCUCUGUCUGUCUGUGUCUCUGUCUGUCUGUCUGUCUGUCUGUCUGUCUCUGUCUCUGUCUGUCUCUGUCUGUUUGCGUUUAAGACCAGAGACCAUGAUUCCUGUUAAGAGACACACACAUAGACACACACAAUAGAAACUAACACACAGAGCAUGAAUCCGGCAGCAGUGUUUGGUUUCUAUGUGUGUGUCCCCACAGAGCUCCACUUUCCCAUGACAGCACUGCAGGACCAGACUGAGGAGGAGCAGCCAUCCACUGUCAAGAGUCCCUCCAACGGAAACGUGCCAGAUAAAACCAGCCGCUACGAUAUCGGAGAGCUAGCCACUUCCUCUUUAUUCGGUCUGGUAGCCACGAUAAAGGACCAUAUCACCAAGCCGACAGCAAUGGCUCAGGGGCGAGUCGCUCACCUGAUUGAGUGGAAAGGUUUGGGCGGUGGCGGUGAUGCCGGGGGACGUGGAGGCGGCUGGGCAUGUGGAAAAGGAGGAGGAGGCUGGGGGGCUGGGCUGCAGGAAGAUGAACAAUUCUACUCUCAAAUGACGGACGAAAUCAAGGAGGCUCGCUUCGCUGCAGGAGUGGCGGAGCAGUUUGCCCUGGCUGAGGCGGCCAUGCAUGUGUGGUCACUGAACGACAACAUAGAUGAGCCCUCCACCAGCUUACAAGCAACACCGAGCCACUUCUUGUCCCAGUUCCUGCUGGACGGAGGCAGCAUUGGCAUUCCCCAGCACCUAUACAGCAUCCACACCCCCGGUUACGGCAACAGCAUGGCAGCCAACCUGGUCCCAGUGCCACAGGUCGACCCAAUCUCCCCGACAUCAGCCACUCAGAGGGACAAAGAUCCCCCCCCUUUUGCGGACAGAAGCACUGUGACCGCAGUAGCUGGUGUCCGACACGUAGACAGCAGUUCGCUAUCCGAGGACGAUGUCUUUUAUAACUAGCAGGAAAACAAACAGGCAACCUCGCUGGCAAACUCUGAAAUGAUCCUCACUGAGAGAUCUCACCACCACAGUGACGGACAAUGAAAGUAACUAAAGACAUCUGUAAGAUAUAUGCAGAGAAAAUGAAAGAAUUUCUCUCAUCUCUGUGAAUGUGUACAGUUCUAAUGUAACAUUUGAAUUUUCUAUUCAUUGUACAUAUCAUAUGUUGGACUGAACAGUGAAGAGUCAAACAGUACUGGUGUAAAUAUGUAAAAUAUUGUUAUAAAUUAGAAAUUUGAAUACA
Messenger RNA from Platichthys flesus (European flounder), 1244 nucleotides. RefSeq names its product family with sequence similarity 131 member C (gene fam131c). NCBI's taxonomy places the organism in Eukaryota, Metazoa, Chordata, Actinopteri, Pleuronectiformes, Pleuronectidae. The record is from RefSeq and is a predicted model, not a curated record. The transcript has 5 exons. Bases 179 to 961 code for a protein of 260 amino acids.